AUGAGAUUCCAGCAAGAUGGGACAACCGGGGCAUUUAUUCGCCGUAUACCACCCAUGGUAUUCAUAUUCGGCUUGGUCAUCUUGCUGGAGCUGGAGGAAAGCGUGCAGAGAGUGCCCACGAUUCGUCUCCUCGAAAAUGCCAUCUGUCAGAGACUUCAUCGAUCGACAGAUCCAACUAGCCCUAUAGAUGAGAAGAUGUGUAAGGGGAACCCAGUUCAAGUCCAGUUGGCGUACUAUCGAGGCCUGUUGAGCUUUUUCGAUAGCCUUCCCUUGAUACUCUUCGGUUCUGUCAUCGGAAACUUUGCCGACUGUUACGGGCGCCGCAUAACCUUCGCCCUGGCGGUGUUCGGUACACUCUGUAGCAUGGGCUGGAUUUACAUGACAUGUUCAUUAUGGGAUAUAUUGCCUGUCGAGGUUGUUUGGCUAUCCUCCUUAUUUAGGCUUAUUGGCGGUGGUCCAGCCAUCGCGAUCGCAAUCUGUCUUACUAUGGUCUCGGACCUAUCGGAAGAAUCAAAUAGGAGCAACGGCUUUUACCGCGUGUACUCAGCUGUACUGAUAACAGAUUUCAUUGGACCUCUCAUCACAUACCGAAGCCUUCAAUAUUCGCUUUGGCUACCCUAUGUUGUGUGUGGUGUUUCUUUGUUACUCACCUUCCCUAUCCUCUAUCAUAUGCCUGAAACCCUACCGGAGAAAGCUUCACAGGAGAGAGGCAUGUCUGCCUUGAACUUCAGUGGUAUCAAAGUUUAUCUCAAAUUCCUUUCAGACUACCGGAUAGUUAUUGGAAUUACUACCAUUUUCCUUGCCCAAUUCCGGGCAAACUUGAUUGAGAUACUUCUACCAUAUGUGUCUGUUCGCUUCGAUAUAGAGCUUGGGAAGGUUGCAACACUGCUGUCUGUUGUGUCGGCUGUGAAUAUUCUGGCGUUCUUAAUUGUGUUGCCUGCUAUCUCCGCCGCACUAGAGAAACGAGCAGGCUGGUCUAUCACCGACAUUAACAUUUGCGUUGCCCGGGCUAGCAGCUUCCUACUCGGUCUUGGGGCAGCAACAUUGGCAGUUGCGCCUACGUUGAGCUUAGUUAUUAUUGCACUUAUCGUCUAUGCGCUGGGAUUCGGCGUUCGGCUUUCAAUCCUCGCUGUUCUGACUUCAUACAUCCCCAUAGCGAGUGAUACAGCAAAGCUAUACACGCUGGUAGCGACCACCGAUGCCAUCGCUCAUCUGAUUGCGAGCCCCAUGUUACAAUUUACUUGGAGCAGGGCUUUGAAAAUUGGUGGACGCUGGCUUGCUCUACCUUUCAUGCUUUUGACGUUUAUUUUCUUCACUGCAUUUGUAGUGUCUUGCUUCAUGAAGGGAGAGCCGAAACAGAGCGUGGAUGAGUAUCCAGAUGAAGAGCGGGAGCCGCUACUCGUAGCUGGCGAGGAAGCAGAUCACGAGAACAGAUAA
Molecule: messenger RNA, 1437 nt
Organism: Penicillium verrucosum
Lineage: Eukaryota; Fungi; Ascomycota; Eurotiomycetes; Eurotiales; Aspergillaceae
Product: MFS general substrate transporter
Exons: 7
Coding region: 1-1437 (478 amino acids)
Biological process (GO): transmembrane transport
Cellular component (GO): membrane
Molecular function (GO): transmembrane transporter activity
Source: RefSeq, a predicted model, not a curated record